Zophobas morio is the source of this 1033-nucleotide messenger RNA. RefSeq names its product U1 small nuclear ribonucleoprotein A (gene snf). Gene Ontology annotation, biological process: mRNA splicing, via spliceosome. Bases 360 to 1004 code for a protein of 214 amino acids. NCBI's taxonomy places the organism in Eukaryota, Metazoa, Arthropoda, Insecta, Coleoptera, Tenebrionidae. Gene Ontology annotation, molecular function: U1 snRNA binding. Gene Ontology annotation, cellular component: U1 snRNP. The transcript is spliced from 5 exons. The record is from RefSeq and is a predicted model, not a curated record.
UUAAUUUGGCAAGUUUGGCUCUGGUUUCUGGCGUCAUCUGUGGGCGUCAUAGCUGUGGUUCAUAAGCCGACUCGGUAUAAUUCGCCCUCUUUGUAGCAUCUUAACAUUUUUCACAGAUAAUAACUAUCGAAACUCGUAGUAUGCCAUUUUUAACUGGUGUUUGUACAUUACUGACAACUAUAAAAGAAGCAGUUUGGAAGCGUUGAUCCAGCAAUUUCAGUUUGGAAUAUCAGCGUGUUUUUGAAAUUGUUUGCAUUUUGUAUUGCGGUAUCAAUAUAUGAAAUCGUUCCCGGGUUUAUAGAGAAGACUGAUUAUAACCUAAACACUGACACUGGCAACGAGUGUAACAAUCCUUAAGAAUGGAUAUCCGACCAAAUAAUACAAUAUAUAUCAACAAUUUAAAUGAGAAAAUAAAAAAAGAAGAAUUAAAGAAGUCACUUUAUGCAAUAUUUUCUCAGUUUGGACAAAUCUUGGAUAUUGUUGCUUUAAAGACAUUGAAAAUGAGAGGACAAGCCUUCGUUAUCUUCAAAGAAAUUCAAAGUUCGACAAAUGCUCUACGAUCAAUGCAGGGUUUUCCAUUUUAUGAUAAACCAAUGCGAAUUCAAUAUGCCAAAACUGAUUCUGACAUUAUUUCGAAAAUGAAAGGUACUUUCCAGGAAAGACCAAAGAAGAUACGCCCUCCACCAUCUAAAGAGGAUGAAGCGCCUAAGAAAAAGAAAAAAAAUAAAGACCCUAACAGAAUACCAGGAGGCAGUAAUGCUGAGCAACCACCAAAUCAAAUUCUCUUCCUUACCAAUCUGCCAGAUGAGACAAGUGAAAUGAUGUUGUCCAUGUUAUUUAAUCAAUUUCCUGGAUUUAAAGAAGUACGUUUGGUACCAAAUAGGCAUGAUAUUGCCUUUGUUGAAUUUGAAAAUGAGUUGCAGUCUGGAGCUGCAAAAGAUGCUUUACAGGGUUUUAAAAUUACACCAACCCAUGCUAUGAAAAUUUCGUUUGCUAAAAAAUAAUUGAGACAAAUAAAUCAAUAACAAUUUAA